CAUCUCCACCCAUGCCGCCAUGGAAGCUACCUGCCCAACGCGGCUGCUUCGGUGAGUGUGUUUGCUGGCCGUCAUCGCCGCGCCGUGAACGCCCCACACCGCGACUCUCUCGAAAUUCUUCUUCCACACAGCGGGUCGCGUAGCAACAACCAACGACGAUGCCUCCUUCUCCUGCCCUCACGACGAAGAAGUCCAGUGGUAAGCUGGCGAGCUUGGCUUGGCUCGUCUUCAAGCUUGGGUUCGGACUUUUCAGCCUGGGCUAUACUUGGGUCACGGUUGCAUGGAAGAAUGGCGUCUUGCAGCCUCGAGACACGGCCGAAGAGAAGAAGGAGCUAGAAGCCGCCCAGCAAAGCUACUGGACCCUCGACCGCGAGCCGCUCCCAGGCUUCAGACACGCUUUCUUCACCACGUCCACCAGAGUCAACAUCCACUAUGUCGUCAACGCGAACGCCGACGCUCCUCCACCCCGCAACGUAGCCAUCUUCGUGCACGGCUUCCCCGACUCGUACCUGCUGUGGCGACACAUCCUGCAGAACCCCGUGCUGCAGCAGUCGCACACACUCGUUGCCGUUGACCUGCCUGGCUACGGUGGCAGCGACAGCUUGCCGAACUAUGGCCCGUACGAGCUUCUCGAAGCCAUGGCCGAGUUCAUCAUCGGCGUGAGGAAGCAGUUCUUGCAGCCAGACAGCAAGUGCGUCGUGGUCAGCCACGAUUGGGGAGCGCUCGUCUCUGCCAGGCUUGCCUCUGAGGCCCCAGAGCUCGCCGAUCGCUUCAUCAUCACCAGUGGCAUCAUCCCUCACGCGACUGCCAAUAACGCCAUCUCGCAGUGGACACUGGCUCGUCAGAUGCUGCGCACGUGGAUCAAGAGUCCUGCCAAUACCGCUCUCAUCAAGAACGCCUUCCGGGCCCUCAAGCCAGUACGAUCGCAGUUCAGCAGGUCUUUUUACAUAUUUUGCUUCCAUCUGCCUGCACCUCUGGACGCCUUCUUCGCCACCUUCGGCAACUACUGGUUCCUGCGUGUCAUACACAGUCUCGGCACAGGCCCGCAAAGAAAGGGCGAAGAUGUCCUCGCGAGGCUGAGCCCUAAAGAUGCUGCAGAGGCAAUGUGUCUGUCCACGGGUCCCGGAGCAUCUCAGCUGGUCGACCAGCCGGUUGGAGGCCUCCGCUAUGGCGAAUCGGUACGACAGCGGAUCAAGGAUCGUGGAAUGUCGGAGAAGAUACGAAUCUACCGCGAGGGUGUCUUCAUGGGACGAUGGGAGAAGUCAUUGGAGACUACUGCCGCGCUGUACGAGCUUCGUGCCGGCAACGAUCGAGCGUCUGGUGUCGCUCCUAGAGGCGCUUUGAAGGCUCCCACUACGCUCGUGCUUGGGGAACGCGAUCCAGCGUUCGACCUGAGGCUGGCUCUCGACAACGUUAGAGAGUAUCUUGUUAGCGGCUCCCAGGUACUGGUUGUGAAGGAAGCCGGGCAUUGGAUGCCGACCGAACCUACGGCUAGAGUGGUGUUGGAGCAGCUGACCCUAUGGGCUCUGAGUGAGGAGUCUACUGUGGGCAAGGCAACACCGUUUGCUGGGAUGCUCAACGUCAAAGUCAUCGAGGAGAUCUAAGAUGCCAUUGUACCUGAUCUGGGAACCCGGCACCAAGAGCAUGUGGUUGACUAUCUCAAGGUGUAGCCAACCAAUGUAUCGAUGCUGAAAUUCAUCGAACAUCGGCAUCGUGACGUCUUUGCGCGGACUGCCGGACGGCAUUGCCAAAUUUACACACGAUUCAUCUCUGUCUAUCACGUUUGAUAAUGAGGCCUUCAAUGAAGAGCUGGUGUUGCGGUAAACGGCGGGUAAAGUGAGGUUUCGCUCAUCAAGGUCCCACCCGGAACGGCCAGACAGCAAAUCAGACGACGCGGCGCACAACUCCCGCGUCCGCAUGGGGACCAGAGACAAAUUG
Messenger RNA from Didymella exigua CBS 183.55, 1938 nucleotides. RefSeq names its product alpha/beta-hydrolase. The transcript has 3 exons. Gene Ontology annotation, molecular function: catalytic activity. NCBI's taxonomy places the organism in Eukaryota, Fungi, Ascomycota, Dothideomycetes, Pleosporales, Didymellaceae. The record is from RefSeq and is a predicted model, not a curated record. Bases 159 to 1604 code for a protein of 481 amino acids.